ACGUGAAGCCAUAAAGGAGCUUGAUUCUCGUAACUUGCAAUAAGGAUGACAUCGUCAAUGUCGACAGCUGCGUCUUCGUCGAAAGUGACUUCGUCGAUGACGCUUCCAAAUGAACUCUGGCUUCCAAUUUUCGAAUAUCUGCCUUCGCGGUCGCUUCGUAACGUUGUCUUGACCUCGAAGAAAUUUCAUGCAGUCGCCAUCCGUCUUCUUUACAAGCAUCUAAUUCUGACGUCCCCGACAUCAUUUGUAACGGCUCGCUCCGUGUUAUCUUCCAUCCAGCCUUCACCGCACGCUCUUCUUCUUAGUAUUUCCCCAUUCGCACGCAACGUAGAGCAACUACAAGAAGCUGUCGCUGUCGUUUCCUUUGACGGGUUGAAACCAAUUACUGUCAACGUUAAUGACAAUCGCCAAUCAACCAGGUCUCUUUUCUCUGAAAUCAAGGAUGCCUACCGACCAAGCCUGGUUGCGGAUACAACCCUCUACAACACUCUCCUAUCACAAGUGACUUCAUUUACCUUUCUCAGACAGCUUGCAAUUUCCACUCCCAUUGUACACGACUUUCCGCACUUGCGCGAUUUGGCGGUCGUGCACUGCACCGUUCCCUUCGUCCGUGCCCCUCCAGAUAUUGACCACACUUCCCUGAAAAUCGAAACUCUCACCCUCCUUGACAUUCGCGCUACUUCUCGAUCCGAUGAUGACGACAUGAAUCUUCCCCGUACCCGUCUACGCCUGCUUGCAAAAGCCUCCACCCUCCGCACUCUCACAUAUGAUCAUACCGUCUGGGUACACCGCGCUUUCACAUCUUCCUCCCCAUCUCCCCCGCUCACUGCUCUCGACGUCAAGUUCCCCGUCCAGAAAGACCGUCCCAGAGUUCCGCUGGGCUUCAUCCCGUUCCUCGAGACUCUUUCCUCCCUCCGCACUCUUAUCCUGCGAAACCACGUACCCGCACUCUCAUUGUCGUCGAGCGCUCUUCCAGCCCUCUGUGCUAUUUCUGCCCCUUUCUCUACCAUCACUUCUCUCUGUUCCGGCCGUAGCAUUGUUAAACUCGACAUCCGCGAUGAGGCUGUGCUUACGCCACUUUACAAGGCAUUUGCAGAAGUGCAUUCCGACUUGUCGAUGGUGCAAGAGCUUUCGCUAUUCGUAGGGGACUGGGACGACGAACUCAUGCUGGCCAUCGUCGCACAUUUUCCCAAUUUAACCAAGUUACAAGUCAGGUAUGCAAGAGGAGGGCCAAGUGAGGACACCAUCAUCGGUAUGGGUUCACGUACACUGUACACUCUUCCACACCUCGUAUCUGUGCACAUCUUCUGCAUCCCUCUGCCCCCACCUCCUCAAAAUUUCCUCGAGACGAACAACCUUGAUGAUGACACAGCAUAUGGGGCUCCUGGUAUCGACGAUACUUAUUUCCAGAGCAUGCACGACAUCGAUCUGGACACAGAUACCAGCCUGGAGCAGGAUAACAGCGAGGAUUAUUAUGGCGUACCCUACCGGUGCCGCGCUCGCAACCCUCACAAUUUACUUCCUGCCAUCUAUCAAGGCACCGACAUGGACUUGGAUGUGGACAUAGACAUGGACGCGUACACCGUAACUGUGUAUUGCUGCCAUGGGACUCCCGUCGGGUUGCCGUGCCAAGGGUGCACGGUUGCCGAGCAUCAGAAGCAUCUCGACCAAUUUGCCGAUAAUAAUCACGACUUUGAGCCCGGGUUCGAAGAACCUCAAGUGUCGGAGACGGAGCCAUUUGAUGAUUACACUCGUGAACUUGUCAUCGCUUGGAACCGUGCUUGUCCUGGACUUCGCACUGUUCAGCUGCACCCGGGGUGGGUGUGGCGACGCGCGGACCCUGCUGACUCCUGGGUUGCGAGGCAGUGCGAAUCAGGCAUUUUUGGCGACGUUUUCGAGUCGCCACCUUGCCACGCGAGGUCACUCGCAGAUAUCAUAAAAAAUGCUGAAUCAAAAGCACGUGACACUGGAUAUCAAUAACCCUGUCCCCACCGACAAUAUUCACGGUGACGUGACUAGGAGAUUAUUAGUUCGCAAUGCGUUGGGGCAGAAUUGGCAAUCAAGACGAAAAGGGUAUAGAGAAUGAAGGAAUGAAAAUAGGGAAACAUGUCGAACUUGGCGUCUAAGUAUUUCGGUGUUGACAUGGCUAUUCACCAUGUCAUGGCGUGUAACUCGUCGUAAAUAUGGUAGGUUAUACUUGUUAUAUGUAGGUUAAUUGUUGAUGUUCUGCGUAUGAUCCAUUCAUCUAUACGUCUACUGUAUUGGUUAUUUCAUUUUGUUUAAUUCUAGCUCCUUACUACAUGCCUUGCGUUGGAA
Suillus subalutaceus is the source of this 2316-nucleotide messenger RNA. RefSeq lists its product as uncharacterized. NCBI's taxonomy places the organism in Eukaryota, Fungi, Basidiomycota, Agaricomycetes, Boletales, Suillaceae. Gene Ontology annotation, molecular function: protein binding. The coding region runs from base 46 to 1980 and encodes 644 amino acids. The record is from RefSeq and is a predicted model, not a curated record. The transcript has 5 exons.